AUGUAUCGAGAGGGAUAUCUAAUCAAAUAUGGGCAUCACACGUUCGAUCCACCCCAAAUAUACUUUUGUGUCUUUGAGGACGGUGUUGUCAAGUUUUAUAUGGAAAAGGGUGGUGUGCUUGUAGAUGAACUUGAAAUGGCUGGUCAUGUGACUAAAGUACGUGUUGAAAAGUCAUUGCCUAGUAAAUUGCCAUACCGCUUUACGGUAUCGGCUGCUGUGGUCGUUCGUGUGGAAGGCCGUCGGAUGAAACUCGGGGAGACGCGUGUGACAGAGUUUGCAGCCCCGACGAAUGACCUUAUGAAGGAAUGGGCCAAUUCGCUGCAUUUAUGGCGUCGAAUGAAUUGGAAAGAGAAUGUCAAAUUUUUUGACAAUUCGAGCGAGCUCUCACAAGCACAAGAGCUAGAUUUGCUACAGCAUCAGAUGCGCACGGUGCAGGCACCAUCGCCUACGAUCAAGAAAUUGCGUCAGAUGAUCAUGCACACGGGCACAACAGCUUGUAGUAGCACCGCGUAA
Messenger RNA from Peronospora belbahrii, 513 nucleotides. NCBI's taxonomy places the organism in Eukaryota, Oomycota, Peronosporomycetes, Peronosporales, Peronosporaceae. The record is from the annotation of a GenBank genome assembly.